Molecule: messenger RNA, 519 nt
Organism: Linnemannia hyalina
Lineage: Eukaryota; Fungi; Mortierellomycota; Mortierellomycetes; Mortierellales; Mortierellaceae
Source: the annotation of a GenBank genome assembly
AUGGACGACGGUAGACUGGUCUGCAGGAACCCUCGGGUGACCCUCAUCAAGCUUCGCCAGGACCUUCUCGAUGCUUACUAUGCCAUUGGCGAACCCAAGUUCUUCGACUCGGAACUACCCAAGAACCACAACGUUUUCAACUGGAACGACUAUCACUACACCGAGGGAUUUUUGGCUCAAUCGACCCGAUUCUUCGACACUUUCGCUUUUGAAGUCCUUGAAGACGGAGACGAACAGUCGGAUCUCGGCAAGAAGAUACUCGGUCUCCUCAACACUGACAAGACCAAGAAGCUUGACAACAAGUCUACUAAGGACAAGUCAGGAGCAGACGACACACCCAAGGACCAACAGUCGGGAAAGUCGCAACCCAUGGACAAGUUAGGAUACAGAUCCGACAUCGGUAAGUCGGGUUACAAGUCGGACGGAGGCAAUUCUGGUGGCAAGCCUCGGUACAAGUCUGGUGGCGGUCAAGACAGGAUGCAACCAGGCCAGGAAAACGACGGAGAGAAGUCGGAUUAG